AGACUUACUAUUCCCACAGAGUUCAUUUUUUACAUGAAUUAAUUGUGUAUUUAUCAUCAUUUUACUUAGGAAAAUCUAGUUCUCAAUAAAUGUUAAUAUUAUUAUGUAGAAAUUAUGAGAGUUAAUCUAAUAAAUAUUACUACACCAAAAAGUUCGUUUUUCAGUGUGUCCUAAUAAUAUUAAAUAAAUCGUAUUUUCUGUUUGUUAUUUUCUUUACAUAUUUCUAUGGACCUAGUUAUUUUUAGUGUUAUAAAUGGCAUUAUAACACAAUAUUCAUGACUGACAACAAGUCAGUCAUUUAUUAAACUUGAUUCGGAACAGAAACGCACACAAACUGUGUUUCUGACAUGCAUUAUCAGCACUGUGGAAAGAAUUACAAUACAAUGUUCUGAACAGGGUUCAUGUAAAGAAACACUGAUCACCUGAACGGUGACUUCACAAAAUUAUUAUUUACAACAAAACAACAUCAAUAAUAUAAGAGCUUAAACCUUUAUGACAUUUUGCUAACAAAUAUUUAAGUAGUUAAAGUUCUUAUCAGUUCUUAUUCUGUGAUAAAGCUUAAAAAAUAAAAAUGUUCAGGCGCAAAGAAUUGUGGGUAUUCCUUACAACAUGUGCAAAUACAUGUAAGUAAAUUUUACUUAGAUUUUUUAGUUUGAUGAUUAAAAUGUACUUAAUUAUUUUAGGACUAUGUGCAGUGACUAUAAAACAGAUAAAUAAUACAAGAAAAUAUCUAAUAAGACUUACUAUUCCCACACAGUUCAUUUUUUACAUGAAUUAAUUGUGUAUUUAUCAUCAUUUUACUUAGGAAAAUCUAGUUCUCAAAAAUGUUAAUAUUAUUAUGUAGAAAUUAUGAGAGUCAAUCUAAUAAAUAUUACUACACCAAAAAGUUCGUUUUUUCAGUGUGUCACCCGUUAUAUGCCACAUUUAUGAGUCGCCUCAGCCACUGUAUUUUCAUGUGGGACCAGGACGAUCUGACGGCCCUGAAGAUGGCAAAGCGUGCAGAGCUAGAAGCUGACUGGAGACCAUCAUCUGAAGCUGAUGUACUGCGCCGUAUCAGCCGUAGCGAGCUAGCCCUACAUUGCAGGAGAACCACUCGUGGGACCAAGGAGACCCUGACGAUGAUUGAGAGCCUCAUUCAGGCCUUUGAAGGAGAUGCUGGUCGUGACACUCUGGGAGUCCCUUUAAUAAACUCAGCCCGGAUGACUGAGAUCAUAAAGUCCCAGCGAAAGCAUGUGGCCUGCAUCCAGGAUCCUCAAGGUGUGCAGCUCUACAUGCAGACGGGCACUUUAAUGAAGGGAGGGCAUCGUCUGCCAACUUACCGCUGUGCCAGAGGUUCUACUUCGCUGGAGUCUUUUCAUCUGCACCUCAACAGAUUCAUCCCAGGCACGCUGGCAAGUGACACCUUUUUUCAGGCGUAUCUUUUGGAUGGACUUGCAAGGUGGAAUGAGGACCGGGCUGUGGCAGCAACAACUGAUGAGCAGCAGCCACAUUCCUAUAGUCAUCUUCUCCGUCAUGCUGCCAAUAUUCUUUCAGAGGAGGUCAUGGGCAUGAAAAUCAGCCCUUAUGUUGGGCCAAGAAAGUACACUGGUGAACUUAUCGGAGUAGAGUAUCUUUACCAGCAAACUGGUAAAGUUCUGCAGGACUACAGGUUGGCCAUUGAAGAGUCUGAGACCACUGAGGUUGUUAUAGAGGUGGAGGAAGCUUAUGAUGAACUUGAGGAGUUUCAAGACAUCACUGUCCCCACCUUUGACACAGAGCGGAUACCUUCUGCUGCUUCACAAGCAUCAGUGUCUGCAGCAUCAUCUUCAACCCCUCCGGCAACCAGACCCAAGUCAUCACUGUAUGUGUCACCAGUGAGAUCUCCUGUCACCAGCUCUACGUCAUCACUGUCUGUGGUCCCUAUAAUACCAGUCACAUCUUCUGUUUCCAGCUCACUGCACACUCAGCCAGCACUAUCUCCUGGCGCACAUAGCUCCCCAGGUAACCAAGGGUCCACAGAAACUGACCUUCCAACAUCUGAAGAGAACCCUUCACAUGAUGUUUGUGUUGGACCCGAUAAUAUUGAAGGUUAUGGAGCUGUGCAGGACUUGGCAGAGUAUUUGUUCAACCUUAGAGAACACCGUCUGGCCUUAACUGGAGAAGAGUCUGAUCAAAUCAUCAACCUAUGGCAGGCAUUGGGGGAGUUUGAUAAGAAAAAAACCACUUACUCGCCACGUCACCAAACCAACCUAAAACAGGGACGAUUCAGGGCCAGUAAGAAGAAUGUGGCACCAGGUGUGCACUGUAAAAAAUGUCUGUAA
Messenger RNA from Misgurnus anguillicaudatus (oriental weatherfish), 2300 nucleotides. NCBI's taxonomy places the organism in Eukaryota, Metazoa, Chordata, Actinopteri, Cypriniformes, Cobitidae. The record is from RefSeq and is a predicted model, not a curated record.